Molecule: messenger RNA, 1383 nt
Organism: Aspergillus sclerotioniger CBS 115572
Lineage: Eukaryota; Fungi; Ascomycota; Eurotiomycetes; Eurotiales; Aspergillaceae
Exons: 2
Coding region: 1-1383 (460 amino acids)
Source: RefSeq, a predicted model, not a curated record
AUGCUUAGCGUGGGCUCGUUUGCCAACCGAGACAGACUUUCUAAGGCCGACGGGAAUGUUUUUCUAGUACCCUUCUCAACCCUCAAAAGCUCAGAGGAGUCGGUCUAUGACUUUGACCUGUCCGAUUCAGAGUACCUCCAAGAUUCGAUAACGAAAAAGCGCCGCCAUGCCAUCUACUAUCAUCGGCCUCCUGUGUGGUGUCCCGCACGUCAGACAAGGAUUCCGUCGAGUGUCUCUGGGAGCAGCAGUAGUUGUUGCUCGGGAGAAAUGUGCAGUGACUGCGAUGCUGACGAUAGUCAAAUGCAGGACGAUGCAUAUUCCUGCAUCGUGGACUGCUGUGACACCACAGCUGCAUUAGCAAGCACUGUACCUGGCACAGAAACCAACAUGUCUCAAUUUAAUCAGGACACCGUCAUAAUGCACGACUGGACAACUCAAGACAGGUCCAACGCAUGGAAACAGUUAAGCUCGGCCAAGAGAUAUGCUUUAUCGGAUCGGCGAGUCUCUUCGGCAAAACCAUGUCCGAGUCGGGUGCUAUUGCAAAGCUCUCUUCAUCAGGAUGGGAUGGGCUCCGCUGCGCGGUUACAAUCUUAUAAGGAUAUACGAUUAGGGCUGGAUGAAAAGUGGGCCAUCCAUGAAGGCUCCCUAGUGAUCUGCGUUGAUCCUGCGUAUACCUUGUCCGACCACGACAAACUACGGUCCGACGAAUUCGAACUUGUCAGCGGAGAUAUCUUCGUUGUCUGUAGGAUGUAUGCAGAUCUGUGGGCUCUGUGUGCCAAUGCUUCGUCAGCUCAGCCCGAGAGACCUUUCGGUGAGACAUUGACGGCAGUUGAGCCUGUGCGACUAGCUUUCCUGCCACUCUGCGCAGUGACAUUAGCAGCAAAUUUCAGCGCAUUCAAUCAGAGAUGUAUCAGUUACGCUUGUUGCGAGACCGAUGAACCUAGAUAUCCGGGGAACGGGCUGCCGGUUAUGCCUCCCCCACGCUCUUAUAGCCUUUGCGAUGGCAAACAGAUCUACCGCGGAAACAGACGUCACAUUCCAUUUCCAGAGGUGGUAUAUGAUGCUUUCAACCGCAUCUCUUUGGAAGGUAGCGAUGCCGAUCAUGUGUUGGCAGACUCUCCUUCUCUGGAGAACGUGCUUUCUAGCUUGACCGAUCGAGGGAGUCGUCGGCUGCAGCGCUUAGGAAAUCGGAUGUCACUCCGGAAGCUUUGGAGCGAUAAUAAAACACCUGUGCUGGGGAACGCGGAGAACAGAUUCUCUCUUUUACCGGUAUAUCGUGAUGGGCGUCAAGAAUCAGGCGCAACGCAGCGUCAUUCAGACACGCAGCGGCGUAAUUCUUCAAAAAGCCCGAGGCUGAGGGACCUCAUUCGGAUUGCCCGAUAG